Messenger RNA from Ylistrum balloti, 34468 nucleotides. Its product is annotated as muscle-specific protein 300 kDa-like. The record is from RefSeq and is a predicted model, not a curated record. Lineage: Eukaryota; Metazoa; Mollusca; Bivalvia; Pectinida; Pectinidae. The transcript has 145 exons. Gene Ontology annotation, molecular function: actin filament binding. Gene Ontology annotation, cellular component: cytoplasm; nuclear outer membrane; meiotic nuclear membrane microtubule tethering complex. Gene Ontology annotation, biological process: nuclear migration.
AUGGCAGAACGGCGCAACUCGGGGUCGCUAUCCUCCAUAGGGGGAAUGUCCCCAAGGGACAGCUCUGGCCCGACCACACCUCGAGGGGGCGUGGGUGGCAAGGGCAUACAGAUGCAGAUACAGCAAUUAGCAAAUGAACAGGAGAGGGUCCAGAAGAAAACGUUUACUAACUGGAUGAACACCUACCUCAAACAGAAAAAUAUGAAGGUGGAGAAUCUGUUUGAAGACAUCAAGGAUGGUGUUCAUCUUCUCUCUCUUUUGGAAGUUCUGUCGGGGGAGAAACUGCCAAUGGAGAGAGGGAGACUCAAAAGAGUUCAUCAUGUCAGCAACUUGUCCACAGCUUUGAAAUUCCUUGAAACCAAGAAAAUCAAACUUGUAAAUAUAAAUGUGUCGGACAUUGCUGAUGGGAAGCCGUCCAUUGUUCUGGGGCUGAUCUGGACCAUCAUCCUGUAUUUCCAGAUUGAAGACACGUUUGCUCAAGCUGGUGUGGGUGAGGAUGGCCAGCCACGAGAGUUAUCUGCCCUUGAGAAAUUUCGAAUGAAUGCAAAGAAGGCGUUGUUGGCAUGGACAGGAAAUGCUAUUACAAAACGCUAUGGAAUUGAAAUCAACAAUUUUGGGAAGAGCUGGCGUGAUGGUUUGGCGUUUAAUGCAAUCAUACACACAAUUCGUCCUGACCUGAUUGACUUCGAUCAAGUGCGACAACAGAAUGCACGUGUGAACUUGGAACAAGCCUUCUCCACCGCAGAGAAUUCUCUAGGAAUUCCACGUCUGCUUGAUCCAGAAGAUGUGGAUGUCGAGAAACCAGACGAGAAAUCCAUCAUGACAUAUGUGGCCCAGUUUCUGAAGGCCUACCCAGAGGCUGGAGAAGAUCCCUCACUUGCAAAGAGGAAGAAAAAUCCUGCAGAGCAGGAAUUGGCAGACUACACAGAUUUGAUGGCAUGGCUGAACAGUGAGGCAGAUGAAGUACUGCAGAUUGUUGACCAGCCAGUCACUGACCGACAGCAAGAGUACAUGGACUACCUGGCUUUUAAAACUGAGGUGGACAGGCGAGAGAAAAUUUUCAAAAAGUUAGAGGAGAAAGCCAAGACAAAGAGCCUCCAGAGGUUAACACCAGAACAGUGGAAGGAACUGGAUACUCGGUGGAACCAGGUUUAUCGACAGACAAGAAUGUGGCUGUGGAAACUGGAUGCUAGUCUCCCAGGGCGACUAGGAAAAUUUCACAAGGUGACUUUGGGUAUUGUGUCAAACUGGCUAAAUCAGGCAGAGGAAAUUAUGGAAUCAAAGCCAGAAGAACUAGAUAAUCAUGAAGACAUGGCAAAUCAGCUUGCUAAACUGGCUGGGGACCACAAGGAAUUUUUCAAGGAACUGGAACCCUACAAACAGUUUUUUGCUCAGGUGAAGAAAUCUGGUCGUUAUGAUGGUGAGUUUUUACCUGGACCACAGCUAGAUAAUUUAGCACAGAGAUUACAGGUCCUGGCAAAGGAAGCACCAGUACGGGAAAAGAGACUAGAGUUUGAUGAAUACCAUCAGAGAAUUUUAGCACUACGGGAGCCAACAGAGGCCCGUUUACUACAGUGGACAGCCAAACUUGGCAAACAAAAGGAAGUGGAACAGUUACUUAAUGACUACCAGGAUUUUGUCACAGCUGGACAUUUAUUUCGCCGUUAUGACCAUUCAUUUGAGGAACUGAAAAAAAGAGCUGAGGGCUUCAAGAAAAUUGCAGAUCAGGAUGAAAAGAGUCGAGUGACCAAGGUGAUGGAGGAGGAAUCCUCGGCCUGGAAAGAGGAUGCACCACAAGUGAAAAAGUCGGAAAAUGUUCUGGAAGACACUGUAGAGCAUUGGAAACGGUUCACAGUUUGUGUAGACAUUCUGACUCCCUGGGUAGAAGAAGGUGAAGCCAAACUAUCACACGGAACAACAGAAGACAAACAAAGCUUUUUCAGUGAGCUCCCACAAUAUGAAGAGAAACAGAACAUUUUAAAGGAGUGUGGACAGUACUUGAUUGAGGCAUGUCGUGAACCAGUGGCUGUCGAGGUUCAGCAAACUGUGGAUUAUCUAAUGCAAAAAUUUGUCGGUUUAUCAGAUGGGUUUACAACAUUCCAGAAUGUGGAAGUGAUUGGCAAGGCUCGGGUGUCUUAUGGCAAAGGUGUUGACAGGAUCUCAGAUUGGCUAAGAAAUGCUGAGGAACUGCUUGGUCUUGAAGUUCCUUGUGUACAUUCCACACUUAAAGAUUACCUACAGGAUAUUGAUGUAAGUGUCAAUCAUUCUACAUCCUUCUAAUCUUCUAAUCAAAUCACUGAUAUGGAGAAUGAUUUCAAAGUGACCACAAAAACAGCUCAGUCAUUAGUUAAGGAUAGCUCUCAGGAUAUUGUUAAUGAAAUGCUUCACACUCUCAACAUUCAAAAGGAAGUCAUUGUGAAGGUGAGAAAAGAAAUUCCUGAAAAACUGAAAUAUCUUAAAGCAGUGCUUCCAAAUGUUGAGUCCUUAGAGACAGGAAUUUCUGACUUGAACGCAUGGCUGGAUAAAGGAGAGGCUGUUCUUGCCACACAUAAGAUGGAGGGAACUCCUCCAGCUACAGAGGCUUGUCUUGAAAAACACAAGGCAUUUUUCUCAGAAGUUACCUACCAGAAAUCCAUCAUGGAAAGUAAAAAUAAAGUACACCAGAAAGUUUCAUCAACAAAACCCAAAUUAGACAAUGUCAACUUUGAUCCAGUCGAUAGACCAAUGGAUGACACCAACCAACGAUUUCAGGCAUGUAUUACGUCGGCCAAAGACUGGGAGAAAAGACUGGAGAAUCAGUCACGGCAAUGGCGAGUUCUCCAGCAGAAACAGGAAGCUGUGGAGGCGUGGCUAGCCCAGGCAGAGGCUGUGCUUAGUGACGGGGCUGAUGACCCAGAUAGUCUCAUUAGGAAACACAAGAAAUUCUUUAACCGUAUUGACAAUAGACUGUUUGAGGAUUAUCAAAACUGUGGGCAAGAAAUUCUGUCCAGUCUAGACCGACAGGAACAGGGUGAUCUCAAACAUAAUCUGGAUACCAUUCGGGAACGCUGGAAGGCGGUCACUAGCCAAGCCCCUAUCAGACUGACCAUGCUGGAGUUCCUGGUACCAGAGGAAAUUUACGUCCAAUGUCUGGACUCUGCUGAACAGACGCUUACACAAGAACGACAGUCAUUACAGAAAAAUGAAAAUGUCCGGGAGGUUCUAAGGAAGCACAGGCAACUGUUUGUGGAGGGUCAGUUUACACAGACCUGCACACAAUGCCUAGAGAAGAUGCAGAAGCUGGCUAAUGAUGUACUGAAGUUGGACCGUCGUGAGACAUCACUUCAGGACCGUUAUGAGGAACAUGCUGCUCGUUGGGCUCAGCUCAAUCAGGCUCUAGAUUCCACUCACCUUGAUUUGAAACAACUUCCGGAAAGAUGGAAAGAUUACAAUCAAAAGCUGGAUGACUUUCAAACGUCUGUGGCAGUGGUGGAAGAUCUGAUGGAACAACUUCAGAAUGAAAACCUGACAAGUGAAGAAUAUAAAGAUCUACAGAACAAGUUCCAGAAAGCAUUGAGGAACAUGCGUAAAUUUGAAGAUGAUGCUUCUUGGCUGCAAGAGAAUCUGGAUGAAUUACUUAAAGAUUCGCUAGAUGCUGAUAAUUCUGCUGAGCAGCGACGUCUUCGGGAACUGCUAGCUCGUUUCCAAGGGUUACAACCGAAGAUGCAGCCAAUAGGUGACAAAUCGGCUAUCUUUUCCAAGGCCUAUGACUUUCGAGAUGGCAUUGACAAGCGAGCUAAUUGGUUGGAGGAGACCCAGAAACUAGUGAUGGAUCAGCCAUUCAUUGAUGGACUGGAGGAUGCUCGAGCAUACCUUCAUGAACAUGAGAGCAUUAUGACAAAACUUGAGUCGGAACGACCCAACAUUAUGGCUGAUAUUGAGGCUGGCAAACGAUUGCAAAAGGAUCGCAAUGCACCCAGCUUUGUAAACAAGACUGUCACUGACCUAGACAGGAGGUGGAAAGACACUAAUGAACUUGCUAAAGCCAAGCAUGCUAAACUUAAGGAUAAGGUACGGGAUUGGGAACAGUAUGAGACCCAGAAGGGACAGAUGAUUCAGUACCUUAAGAAAGCUGAGGCAGAGCUAGAGAAACCUCCAGCCACUAAUGGACAAGAAAUUGCCCAGAAGGACCUCAACUCAAAGAAGGAACUUAAAAAUGCACUGAGCAGACUCAAGGGAAACAUCUCAGAGAUGCAGAAACUCAACGCUGCCCUCAGUGAAAGUGCCAGUCGUGAGAGACGGGGCCCACUGAAAGGGGAGCUCACCGAUAUUGACAAACGCCUAGAAAAUGUCUCUGUGAGACUCAACGCAAAAUUGGCUGACCUGGAGGCAACUAUUGCUAAGUGGACAGAGUACUACAAACGCCUGAACCACUUCUGUGAUUGGCUGAAUGAGAAGGAGGCUAAACUCAAUGAAGUAUAUGAAAAUAAAUCUGAUGCACCUGAAGAACAACUUAGCAAAUCAAAGGCAAUUGCAUCUGAAGUUUAUGAGAAUCAUAUUACCUUGGAAACAUUAGAAAAGGAUGCUAAAGGGAUGUCACAGAACUUCCGUUCACGAGAAACUGCAGCACUGCGGACAAAACUAGCUAGUAUCCGCCGACAGUGGGAAAGCUUGUGUUCACGUGCCAAGGACCGCAGCUCAGCACUGACAGGAAGCGUGGCUCACUGGCAGACACACCAGAACCUGUCACAGCACCUGAUGCCCUGGAUAGUGAAGGCAGAGAAAUACUGUGCCACUGAACUGCCCAAAUGUUCGUCCCUAGAUGAGGCCCGUGACCUUCACGACCUUCAUCAGUCCUUCCUACAUGAAUGUGAGGAACAGUUCCCCGUGUUUGAAAAGAUGAAUACAGAAGCAGGCUAUCUCAUGGAUCAGCCAAACAUGGCUAAAGAUAUGGAAACACUCCAAAAACGCUGGAAUGACAUCAUCAGUGCUUCAGAGGAGCGAAGCCACAAAGUUGACAAGAUGCAUGGAGCAUGGACUGCUUAUGACCAAGAACUCAACAACUUUGAUGAAGUUCUUGAGAAGUUACAGACCCGACUUGCACAAGAACCUAAUGUCAGCUCUACAGAUGUACAAGUUCUCGAGCAUGAACUUGCGAUUUGUAAGACCCUGCAGGAGGAGAUUCGUGGACAGCAGCCACAUCUUACUGCGUUACAGCGACAGUUUGAACAGGUGAAACAGCAUGCCACUCCAGAUGGUGUUAAGUCUCUUAAGUCAAAGCAUGAUGCUGUGAAAGGUGCAUAUGAAAAGAUCUCUGAGGAUGCCAGUGAGAGACAGGCCAUGUUGAAUGCAGCGCUGCGUCACAGACAGGACUUCUACAGUCAAUUACAGGACUUUGAGAAGUGGAUGAAGCGGACACAACGAAAACUGGACACUGGGAAUGAAAUCUACUCAGAUGAGGUUUCAGAAACACAAUCGAAACUAAAGGCUCUAAAGGCUGAGUGUGUCAAUCAAGAGCCGACCUUCACCACUCUCUCCCAGGAAUUCAAGGACUUGAUGAAAGGUUGUAAUGAGGACGAGGCAGCCAUUCUCAGUGAUCGAUUUGACCACAUAAUAGCUGGAUACACAAAGAUUGAGGACUUGAUCAAGAACAGAGAGGAACUAUGUGAUAACUGGUCAAGUUACGCAACUGACCAUAAGGACACACAGAAUCGCCUCAAGGUUCUGCAAGCCAAGCUAGCAUCACCAGACAUUACAGAGGAUGAAGUGACCAGGAUUAACAGAGAGGUCGAUGGACUCUGGCGUAGCAUGGGACCUUGGGCUCAGAAGGCUGAGAAACUUGAUGAUCUGAUGGCAGCAUCACAGAUGACUAUCAAAGAUCGUGCAACACAGCGGACUUUACACUUCGGCACGGAGGUUCAGGCAAUUGAGGGCAUGUGUGGUAAUGUGUCUACAAAUGCCAAGCAGAAAGAGGAUCACCUGGGCGAACUGACACAACUAUGGGAGGACUUCACAGACAAGAAAGAAGGACUUGUUGAUAAAUUACAUGCACUUGCUCAGAAGAUUGACGGUGCUACUGUAGAGACCUCUAGUCUCCAGGGCAUCAAGGACUUGGUGCGAGAAAUUGAGGAUGCAAGGGAUGACUUAUUCACAUACAACCCUGAGUAUGAACAACUACGUGAGCUUGGUCGACAGAUCAUGCAGGCAGAUAUCAGUAAAGGUACCCCUGUUCAGGCUAACUUGUCCGAGGUUAACAUGGCAUGGGACCAGAUCCAAGCUCUACUCGCCCAGAAACACCAAACAUUCUCCGGAGCAGCAAACCUAUGGCAGCAAUACAAUGAUGCCAAACAAGGUGUGGCACGUGUUAUGGAGGAUAUAGAACCUGUCACCUCACAGGAUAUUACAUUUACUACCCAGGCAGAGGUGAAAAAGUCUCUCGACCAACACAAGAAUGCAGAAUUUGAACUUCAUGCAAACCAGUCUCAACUGGACCAGAUGAACAACCGUGGCCUACAGCUGCUGGAGGAACUAAAGAAUUUGCCAAACUUCAAUGUGGCUGUGCUAGAACAGGACAUGGACCAGGUCAACCAUAAGUGGGAGACUGCCAAUUCUGAUGUUGAAAGUCACAAGGAGAAUCUCGAGGCUCAGCUUGUCUGUUGGGAACAAGUACAGACUGGUAAAGAAGAGGUUGAGUCUUGGGUCAACGCUAUGGUUACCAAACUGGACGACAGCCUCAAACAUUUUGAUGACGCUGUCAGUGUGGAAUCUUGUCUAAUGAAAUACAAGGAGGAGGCUCCUUAUUUCCAAGAAGUGUUUGCAGAGCUACAACAGAAGGUUCAGGACUUAACUGAGUUAAACAAGGACCAUGAGAUUCCAGAGCUUGUCAAUCAGCAAGAGGCUAUAGAGGACCAGAUACAGAAGGCUACAAACAUGGCCAACAAGCUGGAGAACAUCAUGAGCAACUUCUCAGACGAGCGUGGUACUCUAGAGAAGGAGGUUGAAAAGGAGGUCAAAUUUGUCAACAAGAUCAAAGACAAGCUGGCCAAAUGUGACGAUGUUUCUGGAACUGAUGAAGACCUUGUUAAGAGGCUGAAGACAUGUAGGGAACUACAAGCAGAAAUGGACAGUCACAGGAAGAACAUCAAAGAUUUACAAGAAAAAUCAAAUGCACUUCAAGCUAAAUAUCCUUCAGCAGAAACGAGUAAUCUCGCCAAAGAUGCGAUAGUGCUUACCAAGAAAUUUGAAGCUUCUCGGAAUCGGGCAGACAAGAUUGAGGACACCCUGGAAAGCUCACUAGAACAGCACUGCCAGGACGCCCAGUUACAACAGCAGCGCUGGCUCACUGCUGCCAAGGAGAAGGUGGCCUGGUGUGGAGACAUUGCUGGUGAUCGUUACAGUGUGGAGGCCAAGCUCGGCACCAUCAAGGAACUCAUGGCAAAUGCCAAGGAAGGAGAGAAGAAGAAAUCAUUGGCUGCCUCAAAGAUUGAUAUGGUCAAGACUGUCCUGCCCAAGGAGAAACAAGGAGAGCUUGAUAGACAGAAGAAAGCAGCAGAGAAAGACUGGGCAGAUCUCGUCAGUCAGAUGGACAGCACACAACACAAACUGGAGAGUUCCAUUGACCAAUGGAUGCAGUAUGAUAAUAAGUAUGAAGGCCUGUCCCAGUGGCUGAAGGCCACCGAGGCGAAAGUUCGUAAUGAAGCGAGUCUAAAACCGGAUUUACAGAACAAGAUGGACCAAUUGGAUCUCUUUAAUGAAAUGGAACAAGAGGUUCUCUCCCAUCGUCCUCAGUUUGAAGCAUUGAAGGAUUCUGCCCAGGAAAUCUCACGAUCAACUGGAGAUGGACGCACUGCAUCCUAUGCUGGACAACUAUACACACGAUAUCAGUCUUUGUCCGCCUCCGUAAAGGAACAAGUCGAGAAGUGUGAGGAAAAUGUAGAUGACCACAAUAGUUACCUACAGCGACACAAAGCAUGUGUUGAGUGGUUAAAAUCAGCCAAAGAAAACCUGGAGGAUUGUACCAAUCUGGCUGACGAUCCACAGUCUCUACAGGCCAAGAUUGACACUGUCGAGGAACUGCUAGAAAACAAGGAACAAGGCCUUGGCAGAUUUAACUCCGCUUUAGAAUCUGGAGAGAAACUCUACCCAAACACAUCCAAUGAUGGACGGGAGGGUAUUCGCCGUGAACUACGAUCUCUUCGUGAGAUGUGGGAGUCUUUUAACGAUGGUCUUAUUGAUACUCAACGUCAACUGGAGAGUAGCCGCAUGCAGUGGUCAACAUUUGAUGACAAUUAUGACCAAUUGUCUAAGUGGGUGUCAGACAUGGAGGGUCAGAUAGAGGAUGACCAGGAUCUGUGUAAUUCCCUACAGGAGAAGAAAGCCAUGCUGCAGCAUUACCGGACCCGUUGCCAAGACAUCAUGUCACAUCAGACGAUGAUUGACAGCAUCAGUGAUAAAGGGACAGCACUCUCAUCAACACAAGCCAAGAGCAAGCUGAAUCAGCUCCACAACCGUUAUCGCACACUUUGUGGUAGUGCACAGGCCCAGGUAAAGACUGCUGAGGGCUUCGUUGACCAACACCAGGUAUACCAGGACAGCUACCAGCAGUGUCGGGACACCAUGGCGAUGAUUAAGGACAAGCUUGCCGUCUGCUCAGAGACCACUGGUGAUCGACAGGCACUACAGAAUAGGCUGGAUAGAGUACAGGAUCUGAUGACUUCUCUCCGUGAUGGUGAGAAAAAGGUCAAGGCCACACAUAUGCAGGGUGAGAAGUCAAUGCCCCAGACAGGUAAACUGGGUCAGGCAACAAUCCAAGCAGAACUAGAAGCACUGACUACUGACUGGGAAGGCGUGGUGUCACGUUUGGGAGAUACUCAGCAGAGCUUAACUCAUGCUAUCCAGGCCAUGCAGAGUUACGACAGCUCAUGUGAGUCACUCAACAGGUGGCUCCGUGAUGUUGAGGUACAGAUAAAAGACCAUGACCUCAAACCAUCACUCACCGAGAAGCAUGCUCAGGUGGACAAGUUCAAGACUCUACAAGCAGACGUACAAUCAAAGCAGCCACAGUUUGAUGAACUGUCCAACAUGGCAUCCCAAGUACAAGGCGCAGACACGCGACUGGUCAACUUCAGCACCCAGCUUGGGACACGAUACCAGACUGCAAAAACCAACUUAAGGGAUAUGAUAAUGCGACAGCAGGAAAAUGCCAGAGAACAUGAAGCUUACCAAGAAAACUUUGCAGAGUGUUCUGAGUGGGUUGACACGCUUCAUAAACGUCUGCAAGUUUGUGCAGAUGUCGCUGGUGAUAAACAUGAUGUGGAAGACAGACUUGCUAAAUUGCAGGAACUCAUGGUAGAAAAAGAGCAGGGAGCUGCCAAGAUCCACUACACUGUUGAAUGUGGUGAGAAAUUGUACCCAAGCACUGCGUCUGAAGGGCGUGACGUCAUACGCCAGGAGCUGCGAGGACUCCGCGACCAGUGGGAACAGGUCUGUGACACACUGUCUGACACACAACGCAAGCUUGACACUUGUCUCCUGCAGUGGUCCUCAUAUGACGAGAACUUUGAACAGUUCCAAAAAUGGCUUCUGGAUACAGAGAUACAGUUGAGAGAGGAUACAGACUUACGAGCUACAUUGCCAGACAAGCGGGCACAGCUCCAGAAUCACAGGGUUCUUCACCAAGAUAUAAUGUCCCGUCAGCAUGUCAUGGACAACUUGUCGGAGAAAGCUUCAAAGCUGUCCCAUUCCACACCAUCGACCAAGGUGGGCAAGUUUGUGGAUGAGUUACACAGAAAAUAUGAGAAGCUGUGUGGCGAGUCGAAGGAGCACCUGGGGGAGCUGGAGACUGGAGUGAAGGACCACCAGAUGUACCAGGACACUUAUCAGGACUGUCAGGACUGGCUCAACUCUUCACGCGAGAAAGUUGAGGCCUGCUCAGACACUUCUGGGGACAAGAUGUCAAUUCAGCAUAAACUUGACAGGCUUAAGGAGUUUUCUGAGAAAGUUGAAGAUGGUAAUCACAAACUUAAAGCUACCAAGGAACUAUGUGAGAAAACAGCACGGAAGACAAGCCAGCCUGGCCGUGAGGUACUGCGCCGUGAAGUGGACCAUAUCCAGGGAGACUGGGAGGAUUACCUCGCUCUCAUGUCGCAGGCUGAGGAGGAUUUAGGCAACGCUCUUGUACAGUGGGGUGACUUUGAGGGCAAGUUUGGUGCAUGUAAUGCAUGGCUCAAGGACAUUGAACUGCAGGUCAAAAACUAUGAGCUAAAGUCUACACUGAAAGAGAAACAAGCACAAGUGGAGAAGUUCAAGAGACAACGUGAGGAGAUCCUCACCCACCAACCUGAGAUUGAUCGCUUCACUGAUGAUGCUCAGAACCUGAUGCAUACUAGUGCAGAUGCAAGACUUAGUACUCAAGUAUCUCAACUGACCAAUCGGUACAGAGGCCUUCUCUCACUGGUCAAGGAUCUCAUCACAAAGUGGGAGAAGUAUGUACAGGAUCAUCAAGGCUACGACAAUCGUCACCAGGAAUUCAAGACCUGGCUUACACAAGCAACAGAGAAACUUGAUGCCUGUCAACGUCCAGCAGCUGACCAAGAUUCGAUGGAGGAGAGACGGGUCAUGAUCCAGAUGUUGUUAGCGGAGAAGGACCAUGGUCUUCAGAGACUGAACUCUACCAUAGAAUCUGGAGAACGUCUUUAUCCAGACACAGCCUCUACGGGACGAGAGAAAGUUCGUCAGGAAUUACGCCUUGCCAAAGAUGAAUGGGAUAGGCUGUUCAAUAAUCUUAAUGAUGCCCAGCGUCGUGUGGAAUCCUACAUGAUGCAGUGGACCUCAUAUGCUGACGGACAGGACCAACUCCUCCGAUGGAUGCUGGACACGGAGACAGCAUUAUCAUCUGAUGUUGACCUUAAAAACACAUUACAGGAAAAGCGCACCAAACUUCAGACUGUCCGGGCCCUUCUGCAGGAUAUUUUGUCUCACCAACGUCUUGUUGACUCAGUGAUAGAGAAGGCACAGGGCGUUCUCCAGAGCACAUCCAAUCCGGAAGUGAAGACAUUCAUCACGGAUAUCAACUCCCGUUAUGAGAACCUCACCACAUCCUCAAAGGCAAUAAUUCAACAGUCCGAGCAGAAUGUGGUGGACCACCAGCAGUAUCAGGACUCUCUACAGGCUGCAGUUGACUGGCUCACCUUGAUGAAAGAUCGUGUCAGCAUGUGUUCAGAUACAUCUGGAGACAGACAUACCCUCAACAACAAACUAGACAGAGUACAGGAGUUGUUGGCCUCAAUCCCAGAAGGCACUGCAAAGGUCAGUGAGUGUGAAGAGUUAGCAGCCACUUCCAUGGAAACAACAGCCCUGAAAGGUCGUCAGAGCAUUCAACAGGAAAUGGAUAUGCUCAAGAUGGACUGGGACAAUUACACAUCUCAGAUCAAGGGUCUGCAUGAUGGGCUUGAUCGUGCUGUCCAGCAAUGGGGCAAGUACGAGGAGCACUAUGAUCGGAUAUCUCACUGGGUCAAGGACAUGGAAAAGAAAGUUAAAGAAUCUCCACUCAAGUCUACAUUGGACGACAAACAGCUACAGCUGCAAAAAUUCCAGGAAAUCACACAAGAAAUCUCUGAGUUCCACACAGAAAUGGACGAGUUUGUUUCUCUGGAAUGUGCUUUGAUGACUGAGGUCAGAGCACAUCAACGUGAAAUGGACCACUUCUCAGACGAGGCACAGACACUACAGCAGCUGACAGGAGAAGCGCGAGUGGGCACCUCUGUUUCACAGCUGAUGUCACGCUACCAAAGUUUACAACAAAAUGUUAAGGACCAACUGAAGAAGUGUGAACAGAAUGUGGCAGACCAUAAGCACUACAAGGAUCGCCAUGCUGAUUGUUCACAGUGGCUGAACAAGGCAAAGAACAAGUUCACAACCAGUGCUGAAACAACUGGUUCAAGAAAUGAGCUUGAAGACAGACUUGAAAAGAUUCAGGAAUUAGCCACAGAGCGUGAUGCUGGUUUCACUAAGUUGAACCAAGUUGUAGAAGCUGGAGAAAAACUGUACCCAAAUACAGCACCAGAUGGUCGUGAGGUGGUACGACAAGAAUUGCGUCAGGUUAAGCUUGCUUGGGAAAGUCUGUUUGAUGACCUCUCAGCUGCUCAACGUAAGAUGGAGGUAGCGCUUGUACAGUGGACAUCCUUUGAUGACAGCUUUGGUCAGGUGGAGCACUGGCUCCGUGAGAUGGAAUCUCAGCUGGACGGUAUGGUGCCACUCCGGUCCACACUCGAGGAGAAAAAAAGUCAAUUACAGAACUACAAGGUACUUCAUCAAGAUGUACUGUCAUACCAGCGUGUGAUGGAUAGUGUCAAUGAUAAGGCCCAGAAUCUUGCCCAGAGCAGCACUGACCCACAACUCUCUAAAUUUGUCACACAGGCACGAACACGCUACCAGAAAAUCAGCUCCUCCUCAAAGGAGCGUGUCCAGCAGUAUGAGGUGUUUGUGGCCGACCACCAACAGUACAACGAUGCCUACAACAACUGUAUUGAGUGGCUCAAUGGUAUUCGUGAGAAACUCUCUAUGUGUGCCGAUGUUUCAGGAGAUCGUCACACCAUACAAAACCGUCUUGACAAAAUCCAGGGUUAUUACACUGGCCUGUUAAAAAGUGACAUUGUCGCGACUAAAAUGGAAGGUGAACCUAAGGUUAAGAAUGUAGUGAGUCUUUCUGAGAAAGUACUACCAAACACAGCACCACAGGGCAAAGACAUUGUGAUGAGAGAGACAGACGCUCUGAAGGAUGACUGGGAGGCCUUCGUCAAUGCCCUACAGAAGACCAAAUCUGACCUGGAGAGCUGUAUGGAUCAGUGGAAGGAGUUUGAUGCUUGGCAGGAGAAAGUGUCAGCCUGGCUUAAGGAUAUGGAGGUCAAAGUUCGUGAUACAGAGCUCAAGGCUACACUAAAAGACAAACAGUCUCAACUGGACAAGCUAAAGAAACUUCACAAGGAGAUGAUUGACCACCAAGGUGAUGUUGAUACUCUGAGCGAUACAGCCCAGGACCUGGUUCGUGUCAGCACUGACACUCGUGUGAUCAGCCAGGCGUCACAACUUGGCACCAAAUACCAGACAAUCUAUAUCAAUAUCAAGGAAUUAUGCCGUCGCUGGGAGCAGUAUGUGCUAGACCAUCAGGCAUACACAUCAUCUUUCAACCAGUGUAAGACUUGGCUCAAUGAAAUGAGGAAGAAGCUUCAGGUCCAUUCUGACAUCAGUGGUGACCGCCAAGCUGUCCAGGGGCGUCUAGGAGAUGUCCAGGAGCUGAUGGGUGACAAGGAGGAAGGACUACAUAUGCUCCAGAUUGCCCUUGAUAACCUUCAGAUUGUGUUGCCCAAUACCUCUGUCCCGGGGCGUGACAACAUGAGGCGCGAGAUGCAGGGACUUCAGGCAGAGUACGAUGCCUUAUCAGGGGACCUCAACGAUCUCAAGACAAAACUAGAUGGCACACUGACCCAAUGGACAGUAUAUGAUGACAGUAUUGACCAGCUUGACCGAUGGUUGUUUGAUCUGGAGAAGCAGCUGGAGAAUGAGUCGCAGCAACAGAACACAUUACAGGAGAAACGACUUCAGCUGGAAAGAGUCAAGGUUCUGCAGCUAAAUGUCAACAGCCAACAGAGUACCAUUGACAAUCUCAAUGAUAAGUCAGAGAAUCUAAAACAGACCAGUAAGGAGGCCAAUCUCGGAAACCAGAUCCGACGACAAGUCAGUCGAUACGAACGGCUUCUUGGUCGGGUAAAGGAUCAACAGGUAAAAUGUGAGAAAAAUGUUAAAGAUCACCAAGCCUACCGUGACGCCUUCAUGGAGACUUCUGAUUGGUUAGGAACUGCCAUCGAGGCACUCAAUGCUUGUAGUGAUGUACGAGGAGACAGAACCGCCAUAGAGGCUCAGCUUCACAAACUUCAGGAUGUGUAUAGCACAAAUGAUACUGGUAAAGAAAAACUGGAGCAGACCAUUGUGAAGGGUGAGAUUGUCUUACCGGAGACAUCCACACAAGGACAGGACCUCAUUAAGGAAGAACUGGCUAUGUUGUCCAAUGAAUUUGAAGGAUUUGUUAAUGAGUGUGAUGAACUCAACUCAAACCUUGCUCGUCUCCUGGAGGAGUGGAAUAAGUAUGAGGAACAGUAUAACGAACUCAGUCAGUGGAUAAAGGACACAGAGACUGACAUGAAGGCCGACUCGGAGCUGAAGGCAACGCUGGAGGACAAAACUGUGCAAGUGGAGAAACAACAUGGUGUCCAUGAAGAGAUUCUCAACAAACAGACGGCAUUUGAUGCUCUAGCUGAACGCUCACAGACCUUACUUCAGUCUACAACAGACAAUCGUGUGACCUCUCAACUCACUCAAAUGAGCUCUCGCUACACAAGUCUUAUAGCAGCCUCAAAGGAGCUGUUUAAGCGGUAUGAGCAAUACACACAGGACCACGCCCAGUAUGCCGAUACUUUCACUGAGGCAGCUACCUGGCUCCAGUCUACCCGUGACAAGGUAUCGGUUUGUGCCGAUACAUCUGGGGACAAGUUUAUGAUACAGAGUCAGCUGGAAAAACUACAGGAGUUUGUCGUAGUUAAAGAGGAGGGUCAGCUGCUGAUUCACACGGCAAACACAUGGGGCGAGAAAACCAUGACAAACACGUCAAUGGACGGUCGUGAGAUGAUCCGUAAGGAGCUACAACAGCUUCAGCAGGAGUGGGAGAACAUGCUAGGAGAGAUCACUGACACCAAGGUUAUGCUUGAGUCAUGUCUGCUCCAGUGGACUGACUACAGCGACAGCUACGACAAAAUCCACAAAUGGCUGCGCGAUAUGGAGAAGCGCCUGCGCGAGACUGAAGCCAAGGUGGACCUUGGUGAGAAGAAAGCUGAGCUACAGAGACUCAAGGGGCUGUACCAAGAUGUUAUAUCCUACGAGCAGAUGAUUGAGUCUAUUGGAGUCAAGGCCACUGACCUGUCCUCCAAGAGUCCCAUCAGUAAAGCGUCAACUGAUACAUCCAAUAUAGUGACCAAAUAUGGUGCCAUUAAAGACCAAGCCCAGGAAUUGCUGGCCAAGGCUGAACAGUGUGUAGCCCAGCACCAGGCUUACCAUGACUCUUGUAAUGGCUUCCUGUCAUGGCUUCGAACUGCACGGGAAAAAUUGGCCACAUGCUCCGACACAUUUGGCGAGAAAUCUGUCAUCAUUACCAAGAUUGAAAGAGCAAAGACUCUAACAGCAGACAUCAGCCAAGGAGCACAGAGACUGACUGAGGCAACCAAGGCAGGGGAGACCACUCUCUCAUCAACAUCAGCAACAGGACAGACCAAAAUCCGUCAAGAACUGGCAUCUAUGAAGCGCGACUUUGAGGAAUAUCGUACUCAACUGACUGAUGCACAAGAAGACCUUGAGCGAUGUCUGACUCGCUGGAGUGACUUUGAGGAAAGCUAUAAUUCAUUCAAUAGCUGGCUGAAGGAGACUGAGAGUUACCUUCGGGCUGACCUUGACCUUAAAUCAUCAUCUGACGAGAAGAAGAGACACUGGGAUCAGUACCAGAAUUACCUGGAAGAUGUGUUGGCCAAGCAGAGCUCUUUAGAUAAGGUAAACGAGAGGGCACAAGCUUUACUCCAGACCAAUGCUGAUGCAAAGACAUCACAUGCCAUCACUCAGCUGACCACACGAUACCAGGGUGUGAUUGCUCUGUCCAAGGACAUAGUCAAAAACCUGGAGACCUACUUCGAAAAUCACCGGACAUACAAACAAAACUUGGAGGAUUUUCAGGACUGGUUUCAGGACACUCAACAAAAUCUCCGACAAGUUCAGGACUCAGCUGGAUCCAAAGACGAUGUUGGAAGCAAGAUCAGCAUGAUCGCUGCAAUACAAGCAGCCAUGGACAAAGGACACAAUCAUCUCAGAGCAUUGCUGGAAUGUUCAGAACGUGUACUACCCAACACCAACCAACGUGGCUGCCUCGUUGUAAAACAGGAGACGGAAAGUGCCAAACAAGACUAUGAGAAUCUGUUGACAGAUGUGUCACAGGCCAAGCGAAACUUGGAAUCUGCGCUGACCCAGUGGAGUGACUUUGAUCGCUUGUAUGAUCAUUUCAACAACUGGCUAGCAGAUGUAGAAACCAAACUCAAUAAUGACCCAGAACUUCGUGCUGACCUUCCGGAAAAACGUUCCAGCCUGGAGAAGAGUAGGGCUUUACAAGCUGAUGUUGCUGCUCACAAAGAAGCUCUCACAAAAUUAGAGGAUAAAUCCUCCAAUUUGAGGGAUGGACGUCCACAGACUGUAGCUUCUGAUCUCCGGUCUCGAUUCAACAAAGCAGCUAACCAGUCGAGGGACCUGACUGAGCGUCUGGAGGACCAGGUACAAAGCCAUGAGGAAUACAGACGAGCUUAUAUAGCAUGUCUUGAUUGGCUCGCUAACAACCGACACAGACUGCAACGUCUUAGUGACUACUCUGGUGAUCGGAGAACACUACAAGACAGACUUCAGCAACUCAAGGACUUCAAGGGAGAGAUGCGCCAGGGUCAAGACAUGGUCAACAAUGCUACACAGCUUGGUGAGCGUGUUUGUCAGACGACAGCCCCUCGUGGACAAGAAGCCAUACACAAGGAGUUGACAAACUUGAAAGAGGACUGGAACUCAUUUGCCUCCUCUGUCAAUGAGAUGGAGGCUAACCUAGAAGCUUGUAUCGGGAACUGGCUUGAACUCGAUGAGGAAUACCAACGCUUCCACCAAUGGGCUGAAAAAAUGGAGGGCAAAGUCAAAGGUCUCCAAGAAAACAAACCUGACCAACAGCGCAAAGAACAGCAGCUCAUGGACGCAGAGGAUGUUUUUGAUGAAGUGCUGAAGAGAAAAGCAGCUUUGGACCAUGUCAAGGAUAGAACAGAUGCUGUGUCACAGAGGAGUUCAGAUCCUCGUAUCUCUAACAACAUGAUGCUUCUCUCUGCCAAGUACCAGGGACUGGUGUCUGCUGCCAAGGGAAUGGUCCACAGACUGUCGGAGAAUGCCAAAGACCACAAAAGUUACAACACAGCCUUUGAUGAGGCUGCUGAUUGGCUAGCAGAGGUGGACGAACGAGUCAAUGUAUGCAACGACACAUCAGGUGAUUGGCAUGCUGUUCAGGAUCGUAUGGACGAUAUCAAGGAUAUAACAACAAACAUGGACGAAGGUCUGAGAAAGGUGAACCUGGUUUGUGACCUGGCCGAGAGAAUUCUGCCUAACACUUCAUCAGAUGGUAAGCGAAUCAUUGAACAGCAGGUCACUGAGCUGACAAAUGAGUGGGAAAAACUAAACCAGGCAAUCUCAGAGACUUCAGCCAUGUUGGAAGGUGUUCAGGAUCGCUGGAACGACUAUGAAGAAUACUAUGGUAGUCUGAUUAAGUGGCUUGCAGACAUGGAGAACCAACUCGCCAUGGAUCCUGAUCCACGUGCCCAGCUGGUGGAGAAGAAGACCCAGCUUGACAAAUUCAAGCUGGUGUUGAGUGAUGUGGAAAACCACCAUCGACUUGUGAAUGAGUUAUCGGAACGUGUCGCUAACCUGGAGGCUCUGAGUGAGAACCAGGAGGUGGCUGAUACACUGUCUAAUGUUCAGAACCGGUACGAAGGUGUCCUCAGGAGAGCACGGGAAAUAGUGGCCAAACUUGAACAAGCCUACCAUGACCACCUUGAUUUCCAUGAGGCUCAGCAGGACAGUGAGAAAUGGCUGCUGCAGACGUCAUUCAAACUCAUGUCGCAUAACUCACUCAAUGUCAGUACCAUGGAACUCACUCAGCGGCAGAUUGACAAACAUCGGGGCCUAAUUAAGGAGAUUGAAGGCUAUCGAUCAACUUUGGAUGAGGUCUCACACCGAGGCCGUACUCUGGUUCAGGACAAUGCGCGAGUUCCUAAGAUGGCACAGCAGGUUCAAUCACAGAUGCAGAACUUGGAGGAAAGUUAUCUCAACUUACAGACCACAGCUGAGCAGAUCAGGAAUCGUCUUGCUGAUGUCAUGCAACGCUGGCAGGACUACAAGGAUCUGCUGGAUAGGAAUGACCAGUAUCUUAAUGAAGAAUUCCCACGCUGGCUUGGUGAUUGUGAUGCUCAGGUGCCUGAUAACUUACAGGCUGCCCAGAAUAAACUGGACAACAUUAGGACAAUGUGGGAGAAAUUGAAUGGCAUGAAACAAGAAAUGACAAAUGCAUCCCAUCGUUUUGAUAAUCUGGGUAGCAUGGAUAGUCUCGACCAGAGUGAAAAAGACCUGCCGUCCCCAGUAGCAGUGCUUGCCGAUCAAGUUACCACUGAACUCAAGGAAGCCAUCUCACAGGUUGAAAACCGCAUGGAAAAUGUUCGGGAUACUAUUGGUCAGUGGGAGUCUGUCGAUCGUCAGAGAACUGACUUGCGGAACUGGCUACACAGUAAACAGGAAGAAUUACAGGUGAUGGAACAGCGACCUGCGAAACUCCACGCUGAAGCAGCUGAACUGGAAAUAGCAAAUCUACAGGCUCUGAGGGAAGAAGUACAAGGGCGUGGACCGGCUGUAGAUGCAUUCUUAAAUCGGUACCGGGAUUUGACCCAGCACAACCCUGCCCUCGUAGACCCAGUGAUGCGUGCUGUGCGAGAGGACUGGGAAGAACUCCUUGGACAAAUUGAGAAUCUACUGGAGGAUAGGGAACAAGCUCUCCAGAGUAACCGUGACCUCCAGGAACAACAAACAGACAUGGAUCAAGAUCUGGCUAAUUUCGUUGAGGAGCUAGAGAAGAUCGAAGCUGCAGAUGUUGCUGUUGUGGAGAAGUCAGCCCAGCUAAAGAACCUGUCUGAUCAGCUGGACCAACGACGAGAUGCUGUGGAUGGACUGCGGACAAAAUCUGGUGAUACCCUCAAGCGCGUCAGCCAAGCCGACCGUGAACUGGUGGAGGGACAGAUCAAAGAGAUUGAGAAACGCCACAGUGAUGUACAAGCACGAGCUGCCCGGAGCCAGAGGAAACACAGAAUUCUGGGUACAAACCUGGAAGAGAUCCAGGGUGAGGUUGAUACGUAUAUGAAAUGGCUCAGUGAGAAGGAGGCAGAGCUAACACAGGAUACGCCCCUUGGCUAUAGCGUCAAGGAUGCAGAAGUGAUGCUCACAAAACAGAAGGAGCUUGUUUCUGAGCUGGAGGCGCGACAACUGACCAUAGACAAUGUUAGCCAUAAGGUCGAGGCCCUGGUUCAGGAUCUGCCCCGUAAAGAACGUGAGAUGGUAGAGAAAUGGGUGACCAUGAUUAACACAGACCACCAGAGGGUUUAUACCCUAGCUGUGGACAAGCAAAAACUGCUUGCAGAAAAUGUUGGCCAUCGGGAACUGUUUCAGACUAGUCUCAAUCGCAUCAACAUGUGGCUACAGAAUAAAGAUAGAGAUGCUAAUAAAUUGGAGGCAAUCCGUCUACAGAGCUUUGAAGCUGAGAAACAACUGGACAAGUGUAAGGUUCUUUUGUCCGAAGUUCAGGGCUACAAACCUAACAUUGAGAGUCUGGCCAGGCAAGCAAAAACUCUAGAGGUUGACUGUCCACCAGAGAGAAUUGCCGAACUUCAACAUAAACUUACAGAUGUGCAGUCUCGGUAUGAUGAUCUUAAGUCCCUUUUAUUGGAGUCUCAAGGUCGUUUGAAGGACAGCUUAGCCUCUCGGAAGGUAAUGGAGGAAGAUGUCCACAAGGUUGAACGAUGGUGCAAGGAAACCGAGAUGAAAUGUGCAACAGAGCCAUGUGUAGACUGUGCAAUAGAAGUACUGAACGAACAGUACAAGCAAUAUAAGACACUGGACAAUACAUCCCACAUGUUUGAAUCUCUAAUCAAGGAAAUAAAUGACCGUGGCCAGACAAUGUACCCUUCCCUUUAUGAAGCGGACAAAUUCAGACUGGACCAGACUCUCAAGACCACUACAGAUAGAUAUGAAAAGGUUGAUUCCAUGGUGAAGGGUCGCCUAGCUACCCUGGAAAGUGCUAUAGCCACACGAAGUCAAGUCCAUGAUGAGAUUGAGAAGGCACAGGAGAUGUUAGUGGCCAUACAGGACGACCUGCGUCAGAUAAAUAAACCUCUCGGUAUUACUGUAGAUGAUGCAGAAGACUCGCUCCGUAGAUAUGAAGCUGUUGGAGAAAAAAUGGCCUCCUACCAACCAUCCAUAGCCCAGCUAAACCAGGCAGUGGAGCGCCUGAGGAACACAGGACAGAACUCGGAGGCAGAUGAGAUCCUGCAGCUGACAGCCCAGUAUGAACUUCUGGAGGACCAAGUUGAGCAGCAGUGCCGCAAAUGUCAACAAGCCAUCGCUCUCCGUCAGCAGUAUGCUGACCAGAAAUCUGCCAUAGAGGCCAUGGCAACAGAGUACAGACAGGAAGUUAAAGACAUUGAGGAACAAAGUCUUCCUCUUCCUGUCAAAGUGGAAAAACUCAAGGCUGUGUCUGAAAAGGUAACCACAGCUGAACCCUUGCUCACUGUUCUCGGUGACAAAGCACAACAAUUGAGCAUUGAGAGUAAAACUGAAGAUGCACGAAAGGUGUUUGACGAGUCGCAUACACUGCGUGAGGAGCUGGAGCAACUGAAGAAAGCUGCAGACAGGAAGUCCAAACAGUGUGAGAUGCUUCAGCGCAACAAGGACGAAUAUGAAAAUACAAUAUCAGCAGCAAUCGUUUGGCUGGAACAGAAAGAGGAUGUUCUUGCUGCUUGUAAUACACUAGAUAUGGAUACCACUAAGGUGGACCAGGCUAUGGACAAACACAAGACUUUGUCUAAAGAAGCACUGGAGAAACUAGACAUGGUCAAGGACAAGGCACAACUUGAGAUGGCCAUUUACCAGAAACUGGACGAACCAUUACCUCCAGCUGUUGUGGAAAAGUUGGACCAGAUUAAAACUCUAGAGGACUCCAUUAAGAAUGCCAUCUGUAAGAAGGAAAGCUACCUAGAGGAAGCCAAGGGUGACAGAGAACAGCUUCAGAUGUCAAUGAAACAGAUUACUGAGUGGCUGAGUGGGGCUGAGGACAUGUUAGAUUCGGGGUACGAUGGUCUGGAUUACGACACACUUAACGACACGCUCAGUGAACAGAAGGACUACUUUUCUGAGGCAAGUAUGUGCCAAGAUGAGAUGGAACAGGUGAUGGAUCUGUCGGAGCGCCUCUUACCAACACUCGACAACAACGACCGAGAAACUUUGCGACAAAUGCUUAAGAAUACCAAUCAAAAACUGGCGAAUGUGAUGGCUGGUUCUUCACGGCAACAACAGUUCCUAGAACUGAAAGCUGAUGAGUGGAGAACCUUCCAGGAGGAUGGAUAUGGUGUGAUUGAGCAGAUUGACCAGAUGGAGGAGGAAUGGGGUGUGUUGGAACAUAUGCCCGUCACCACUCCUGACGCGAUUCACAAACAGGCUGUUGCAACCAAGGAGUUCCUAGCGAAGAUUGAUGAGAUGAGACCAUCAGUAAACGACCUCAAUGAUAAGUUUCGUGAGCUAGAAAAAACUGGCAAUGCCUCCAGCAGAGCCAUGGUCAAUAAAUUGAUCACAGAGGUUAACGCUCGAUGGAACAACCUGGUCUGUCAGACAGAAAACAAACAGAUGACGAUGCAGGACCUUGGAGCACAAUGGGACGAGUACAACACCCUGCUGUAUGCUGUUGAGAACAUGUUGCAAGAGGCAGACGAAUCACUUCCUGUUGUAGAUGUGGAGAACAUGACAGCUCAUGACUUAGUGACAAUGCUUAACAAUACAAAGGCCCUAGCUACCAAACUUGACAUCUCAGCACCAAAGAUAGAUGCACUGAAGAAGAGUGCACAAAAUCUACAAAGGAAUCUGCCAACCGCUGAAGCAAAAGUCCAGAAUCAGGAACAGGUCAUGACCCUGCUGGAGAAACUGGAAAGAAUAACUGAUCAGGUCAGCGAACAGGAAGCCGUGAUUCUGGAAGAAAUAGAUGACAGGAGUUCUUUCCAAACUGAGGCUGAUCAAACAGUGGCCUGGCUUUCGGAGACGAAACAGGAACUAUCUCACAUGGACCCAGGCAAGGAAGUGUCUGAUGUAAUGGAGAAAAUGGAAAAACAAAAGGUUCUCGAGCAAGAGAUCUCCAUUCGUAUGGACCAAAUGCGUCACAUGAGUAAACUUCAAGAAACAAAAUAUGCAACCAUGGGCAAAGACGUACCAGUCGAAAUGAAGAUGCAGAUGGCAAGUUUAAGGGAGCUAGAGGCUGACGUUGGCAUGGCAAUGAAGGCGAAAGAGGAGGAGCUACAACAUAUUAAGGAAGACAGACAGGAAGUGACAUCAGCACUGCGUGAUGCGUCUGCCUGGCUAGGGGAGGCGGAGCUUCGAUUACAGGAACGAAUCAUCAACAUUCCAGACAGUCAGCGGAAACAUCAGGCCCUGCAGGAUGAAUUCUUUGAGUUUAAACAAGUGCUGGAUAAAUUGCGAACCAAAGGUAGUGAUCUGAUCAAACAUACUCCUGACUCAGUGGAGAAACAAAUCGUACAGAAAGCUCUUGCAGACACGAAUCGACAGUGGCUCGCUCUACAAGCAAAAUCGGUUGAGCAUGCUCACAAACUUGCAACAUCUGAAAAACUGUCUGAUUCUUUUAAUGACGUUGCUGAGGCAGUGAGGACUUGGCUGGACGGGGCUGAAUCAGUUGUCAAGGCUAAACCUCAGUAUGGACACUUUGACAAACUAAGGGAACAGCUGAAGCAGCAUAGGAGACUUGCACGCGACCUUGACCACAACCAAGGUCGCCUGGCACACCUUAACUCCUUGUCAAAACAAAUGGAGGAGGUAUGUGACUCAUCAUCAAGUCGUGAACAACUACAGCAGCUGAACCAACGUAUGUACAACCUGCAGACAGACGCUUCGGACAAACUUAGCAAACUAGAGGACGCUACUGAAGAAAUGGAAGAUUUUGAGACUGAACUGGCCAGUCUGCGACAGUGGAUGGACAAUACAAGGGCACAAAUGACCAUGAGGGAUGCCUCAUUGACUCUUAAAGACCAACUGGCCAUGCAGGAGAAACUGGUGGAGGAGAUCGAGAGCAACAAAGGGAAAGCACUCCUGGUGUUACAGAAACAAAAAGAACUCCAGCACGCUGAGAGUGACCAACCAACAACAGACAAGCUGGCGAAGGAGAUAAACCAGCUACAGGCGAUGGCUAGGGAUCAAUGUGCUACACUGAGAGAGGCUGUCGUACAACAGGAACAGUAUGAGGGAGACCUACAGACAUUGACUGCAGCUAUAAACGAGGCUCAGGACAAACUUCUGGCUUCCCCUGUCAAUCCAUCUGAUGUCAACUCCCUUAAAAAGCAGAUUGCGGAACAUAAUGCUCUUGCCAGUAAGAUUAAAACCCAUCAAGCUAAGGUCAAUGACAUAAACGAAAAAAGUCGCGCACUUACUGAGAGAAGUCUUCUGAUUGGCCCAGACACUGCAGAAAAGCUGUGUGAACUUGGAUAUUACCCAUCAACCCUAUCAUCGCUCAAAGUUUCAGUUCGGCCUGAUUCCACAGCUCCCGACAGUGGGGUUUCAAUGUCACCAAUGACCUCCUUUGAUGCUACCCCACAGACAUUUUCAGACGUUGACUUUUCAAACUCUACGCUAAGAUCAGGACGUUCUGGCCGUGAUAAGCUAAGUCACAGGUCAAGUGAUCAGCCAUGUAUGGCGAGUGCCAAUAGUCUCUCUGCUCGUUCCGAUGACACAGAUGUACUUUUAGAUGAAAGUUUGGAGCCUAUGUAUGUGCCAAGAGUCCAUUCAGGCUGCGAGUUGAAAUCACCUGCUCCACAUCAUGAAAUGAAACUGGAUUUAUCAUAUUGGUCAAAAUCAAGUCAACAUGAUGAUCCUGAUCGAGGAGCCUCCGGUGGUAGUGUUCGUUCAACUGACCGACACUCUUCCCCGUGGAGGGCCAGGUCAUCCUCCCCUCAGAGGGAACGGUCAACCUCCCCCCAGAGGGUUAUUCACCACCCCUCGGAGGAGAGGUAUCACCACAGGUACCGACCCCUUUCCAUGCGCUCUCUGUCCCCUGCCUCUAGCAUACAGGCUAGUCCGAGAGAAUGGAAGAAACCAAAGUUAACCCCUCUGGUUCCAUACUCAGAAAUGGAUAUAUCUGCCAGCGUGCCAAACUUACUACAGCCAACAGAGCUAACGCCUCGAGAGAGAAGUGCUUCUUUUGGAUCAAAACUCUCUCGUCCAAAACCACAACAACACCGCCCGCUUGGCCAUAGUGGCCAGGACACACGGCUAGCUCAGCUCAACCAAUCAUGGAACUGUUUACAACAGCAGCUGGGCGUGCGAGAACAGGAGCUACAGCAUGCUCUUCACAAACAGGAACGUUACCAACAGUGUGUCCAGGACGUAACAACAAAGAUGGAACGAGCUCACUUGCGACUCAAUAAAGGCUUUCCCUCGAGUCUGACGGAUCUUGAUCGACAACUAAACGACUACAGAGAGGUCCUACAAGACAUUGAAGGUAUCAAAGAGGACAUCACGCGGGUCAAGGAACGAGGACGGCAGAUCGUGGAGAUGUCAGAUCCUGAGGGCUACAAGGCCAUGCAAGCGACACUCACCAUGCUGUCAGACAGGGUGGAGAGUCUACAAGCCAUGGCAGAUAAUAAGGGCAGACAACUCCAGAGUGCUGUGAAAGAUAAAGAAAAACACAAUAUCUCAUUGAAUGCUUACAAAAAACGAGUGAGAGAACUGGAGGACUGGGUAGACGAGAUGAAGAUUCGACAGUCGACCACACCUCUCCCCUCUGAUACUGUUGACUCCCUCAAACACAACCUUCAUGAGAACCAGUCACUACAGGAUGAGAUUAAUGACAAACUCCAGACGAUAUCUGACCUCGCUGUACAGUGUGAUAACCUCUGUGAGAUGGAGAGUCCGACCAAUGCAGAGAAACUGAAAUCUCAGCUGACAAAUCUGCAGACUCAACUGGGAAAUCUCAAACUGACCUCAAUAGAGAAACAGGCACCUCUACGGUCCGCCAUAAAAGAGAGUGAACGCAGGAAGAAAGAGAUGGAUGACUAUGAAAAUAACCUGAAGAAGCUUCAACAGUGGGUGACAGACACUAAGCAGAUGACAAUGGCUCCCGUUCAUGUUGAACCACUCAUUAUUGGAGAGGACCAGCUGAUCUUACAGCAGAAGCUGAAGUCGGACUUACAUGAGCACCGCCAGUUAGUUCGACAGAUCUCCAGUGACGCUGCCAGUCACGAUACUAGAUACUCCCACCAGCCUCUUCCUGAUCUCACUGCUAUUAACGAGAACGACCUCAAACAGAGGUGGGAGGAGAUCAGUUCAGAACUCGCUCAACGCAAGCAAAGUCUAACAGACAUGUUACGCAAGAAAGAUUCAAUGGAUGGUGCAAAGGGCUACCCAGGCUGGAUGCCAGCUACUGAGGCCAAUGGUCAGCUGAAGGACAUCCGCCAGAAUUUGUCAGAGCUGACCAAUCUCUGGGGUCAGUUGCAGACUCAGGUUGAGGACCGACAGGUGCGUCUUGAUCAGGCCCUGGAAUUCCAGCAAAAGUACCAGGAUGCUCUACAGAGCAUAUCAUGUUGGCUUGACCUUGCCGAGAGGAAACUUUUCUCUCCAGACAUAGACAUGGAUGCAGGCCAGCAGGUCCAGAAAAAUGAGGCACUGCAGCGUGAGAUUAAGCUUCUCCAGAAUGAGAUUAGUCUGAUGGCGCGUACGUCUCAGGACCUGCUGUCAUCUGUUAACAAAGAAAGUCAGGGUCUUGUCGAGGAAAGCCUCGCCAACCUCAACAGUCGCAUUCAGAUCCUAGAAGAGCAGGCUCGUCAACAGGGCGACAAGCUGCGACAGAUUGAUCGCCAGGCCAAACACUAUCAGGAUGAUUUGAGAAAUCUACAGAGAAAUCUUACUGAUAUACGCACAGCGAUGGUGACCUCUAGUCCUUCUGCUUCUCUGGACCAGCUCAUAUCUAAUAUGCAGGUUGCUAUAUACAAGAUUUAUCUACUGGCACUUUUUUCACAGAGAAUCGAGGCACAGAUGAUAAAAUGUGAGAACCAGUUGGAAGAACUAAAGAAGAAAGGACAGGAAUUAGGUACACUUGCACCUCAGAUGGUCAGCCCAACAGAGCUGAAUGCCCUUCAGUCUAGCUACAGAGACCUCAAGCAAAAGGUGAUGGAUAAGAAGGCAGACCUUUUACAGUCGAUGUCCGUUCAGGAUCAGUAUGAGAAGAUGUUAAUUGACUAUGCUGAAUUUCUGGAGACUGCUCAGGACAAACUCAAGUCAGACACAAUUACAGCAAGGGAUUUAGAGAGUCUGAAGCAGCAGCUGGCAGCCCACAAGGAUUUCUUCAGUGACCUUGAGGUUCACCGUGCCAUGCUGGAUUCACUGGCUACUCAGACUGACCAGGCAACACAGAACAAGCAUGCUGCCCAAAACUCCAGACUGACCAAUCUAACAUAUAUCAUUCAAGACAAGGCCAGUCUCUUUGGACAAAAGCUUGACAGACUGGUCAGACAGUGGACAGAAGUUAAUGAUAAACAUGGACAAUUGGAACGUUUCUUGGACACAAUUGAGGAAGAAGUUCCUGAACCAGUAUCCAAAAGUGACUCUAUGGCUACUAUUCAAGAGAAAAUGGUCACCUACCAACGAUUACAACAGGAAAUCACGGAGCAGAAACCAAUUUUGUACCAGGUGGUUGACAAGGGCAAACAACUCUUACACAGCGUAACUUGUCCAACUCUUGAAAACACAGUGGCUGAGGCAGGGGAGAGAUGGGUCACACUCACCACCAAUAUCUCACAUCAACUCAAAAAAACUGAAACACUUGGAGACCAACUACAGGAGUUUGAAGGAGAAGCCACGCUAUUUAGAUCCUGGCUCAGUACAGCCAAGCUCAAAUUGGGUGACAUCAAGCAUUUGUCUGAGCAAGAUCAGCAUAGUAUCGCGACCAUUCGUAGCAAAGUUGAUAAACUCUUGGAGUUCCGUAAGGAAGUGGAGACCCAGAUUCCACUAAAGAACAAAAUACUAUCUGUCGGGAAGCAACUCUCACAGAAUGCUUCCUAUAGCAUGGCUGACUUGGAAACCUGCCUCGCCUGGUUUGAGGAUCAGUGGGGACUUCUCCAGCAUGACAUUGGGAAAGCAGAGGAAUACCUCCAUACUGCACAAAUGGACCUGAUGCCAUCACGACAGGCUCUGCAUGAACUGGGGGCUUGGCUUACCGAUAUGGAGGGUGCUGUCGCUGACGAAAAACAGCGACCAGUGAAGGACUUGGCCGACAUAGAUAUCCUCCUUAAAAAAUUCAAGGAUUUCAAGAUCGAACUACAAAACAAACAACUGACAAUGGACUUUGUUAACCAGUCAGCACUACAGACAAGUGUUCCAGAUGGAGAGGAGGUCCCUAUGUCUGCUGACAAAACAGACUUCGCUGAACGACUCGGUCAUCUGAACAAACGAUGGCAAACGCUAAGCCAGGAUGUGUCAGGAAAGCUGAAAUCACUGGAGAUGAUGCACACCAAGUUGAUGGAAUAUAAUCGUGCUUUACUCCGACUCCAAGAAUGGUUCUGCGACCAGGAGGACAAGGUCAAGAGAUACCGACUCAUAGGUCACGAAGUUAGUAUCCGGCAGACCAUCAAGGAUUGUAAGGUAUUAGAGCGUACCUUGGCUGGUAAGGAGGGUGACAUUCAGAAUGUGAAGGAACUGGGUUCACGGUUGGUAAGUCUGAGUGAGGACUCUCCAGAGUGUCAGAGGAACAUCAAAGCAAGCAUGGACAACCUCGAUCAGCAGUGGAACCAUCUAUCACAGCAAGUAAAGGAGCUGGAAUCAACGCUGCUCGACUUCUGUAACCAAUGGCAGGCUUACUCCAAGGAGCUGCAGAAUACCAACCAAAUCCUGUCAGAGACGGACUACUGUCUGGGUCGCUACAACCUUGUGGGCGGGGACAUCACUACCCUAAGGAUGCAGGUUGACAAACUUAAGAGUCUUUGUGGAGAGAUAGAGAGAAGCACGGCGGGCUAUGAUCGCUUUGUUACCCUUGGAAACCAGUUAAUACAAGUGUGUGAAGCACCAGUUCGCAAGGAAAUACAGACAACGCUGUCAGAUGUCAGUGGAAAAUGGCGCCGUACAUGUGGAGAGCUCCAGGACCGUAGUGCACGAUUUGAGGACUGUCUUCAGCAGUGGCAGCAGUAUGAAGAAGAGUACAACUACGCACGGCGUUGGCUCGACACCAAAGAGAGGCAGUGUAAUGACCUGGUGGCAGUUCGAGAAGACAGCUCACAGCGUGAAGAAUCUCUACAGCAGAGCAAGGCACUGCAGCGAGAGCUUGAUCAUUUCCAGUCACGCCUUGGAUCACUCUAUCAACUCAGUGACAGCAUCACAAAAAACAUGGACACCUCAUCCAUCGUCGGGAUCACCUCACGUCAAAAUGCCAUUGAAGCUCGGGUCAUGGCUCUACGUCAACUCCUUGCCAAGCAAGUGAAGCUGCUUCAAGGGGAUUUAUCACAGAGACAGCGCUUCAAAGAGCUUUUUGCAUCUAUGACUGCAUUCCUUGAUGAAGCUGAACACACCCUUGCUGUAGAAGAGCCUCCAAGUUCAUCAGAGGACCUGGCACUUCAGAAAAGAUAUAAUGAGAUAAAAUACCUCACACUCCAAUUCAAUAACAACAUGUCUCAGCUAGACGCACUCAAUGACCUGGGAUACAGAAUGGCUCUGAGUGAGGAGAGUUCAGUGGCACUUCGGGAACUGAACCACAGAUUUCAGAGACUUUACAGUGAGACAAAAGAACAGAACAAGACACUCCAAGGUGUCAUACUGAUUCAGCAGGACUUCACAGAAAAGUGUGAUGCCUGGAUGACAUUCCUUGCUCAGACAGAACAGGACUUGUCCACAGAGAUUGCUGGUAACCUUGCUGAUCUGACUGAUCAACAAAGGAAUUGUGAGAAGUUUGAGUCGGACAUGUACACCAAACAACAGAUCUUACACGCCAUUAUCAGUGAUGGACAGAAAAUGAUGAAGGAAGGAAAAGUAGAAGACAAAGAAGAGUUCCAACAAAAGCUGCACCUGCUGGCUGAACAGUGGCAGAGUGUGGUACGACGAGCCAAUCAGAGGAAAGCUAUCAUAGACAAUACAAUCAAACAGUGGCAAGCCUUCAACGAUUUGACAGAACGACUUCGUGAUUGGCUGACAGAAAAAGAAUUUGGAAUGAAGGCUUUCGAGGUUGACUUAGUAUCAUUACAGAAAAUCAAAAAUCUACUGGACAAAGCCAGACACACACAGACGGAGUUCCGACUACAAGAGGAUGUGCUGAAGAAGAUUCAGGACCAAAGUAAAGUAUUGUUACUACGAGCAGAUUCUGACGCCACUGAUGAGCUGAAAGUUUGCACAGCACAGCUGCAACAAUACUGGCACCAAUUGAGCAGCUGCCUAGAGGACCAUUGUCAGAGACUAGAGGCAGUACUCAAACAGUGGCAGGAGUGCGAGGGGGACAUUGAGGACAUCCUCAGCUGGCUGAAAGACACAAGACACAAACUGGCUGCAGAGCUCCCUACUGCCUACGACAAACUGCAGUUCGAGUUACACAGGUGCAAGGAUAUAGAGGCGGAGUUUACCAAUGCUGAGAUCAAACGCGAUGCACUGUUAGCAAAGGAGAGGAGACUUGGGGAAGUCAUUCAACCGGAUGACCUUAAUGUCCUCCAUCAAAGAGUCAGACUACUCAAUAAACAGUGGGACGAACUCCGUAACCAGGCAGCACUCCGUGCACAGCGUAUUAACGACAACAUGUUCCGAUGGUCAACCUUUAACGAACGUGUCCAUGACCUCAUGGAAUGGAUUGAUCAGAUGGAGGUCAAGGUCAUCUCUUCAAAGGAGUAUCAUAUAGAGGACUUGCUAACAAAGAUGCAGAAGGACUUCCGAGAGGAAAUGGCUGACAGAGAAAGAGACAAAAUUCGGCUUGUUGAACAAGGAAGGGAGCUAAUGAAGGUCAGCAGUGAGGUGCGGUCCUCGGACAUCGACAAUAGGAUACAGCGACUGGAGGAAAAAUGGCAGCAUCUCAGCUCUGUACUAAGCUUCAGACAGAGGAAGUUACAAGAGACACUGUUAGCAGUGCAGCAGCUGGACCUUAGUAUGGCCAACCUUCGCAAGUGGCUCUCAAACAUGGAGCAUGACCUUAGUGGACCUAUCAUCUAUGAAGUGUGUAACCGCAAGGAAAUCCAGGAGAAGCUUGGUGAACAACAGGAGUUACAGUCAGAUAUAGAACAUCAUAGUGCUGGUGUAGGAUCUGUCCUCAACUUGUGUGAGGUUCUCCUGCAUGACACAGAUGCAUGUCCAUCUGAGGUUGAAUUCAAUGCCCUCCAGACUGCUAUGAAAAACCUGGACAGGAGAUGGCGCAUGAUUUGUCAGCAGUCACCAGCACGACGUGCAAAGAUUGAGGAGACAUGGGAGUUGUGGCAGGCCCUACUUGAGGACUUCAAACUGUUUGAUGAUUGGCUAACAGAUAUUGAACAAGAGGUCAUUGGAUCACCUCGCGACCAGUUAGAUGUCAGUCUUACCAAAGAGGAAGUGAAACACUUUGAGAAUCUACAGAAAAGAGUCCAUGAAAAACUACCCAGUUUGGAAAGCAUCAAUCGUCGGUAUCGCCGUCUCGCACGAGAGGGUCGCACUGAUCAUUCUAACCACCUCAAACGGGAAAUGCAAGACGCAAACAAUCGGUGGGACAAGCUCCAGCAGUGUGUGUCGACAAUGACCCGUCAACUCAAACAGUCGUCGACUCUACGCCAGGACUUCACCUUGGUACGCGAUGACCUGUACACCUGGCUCAACGACAUUGACAUGCAGCUUACCAAUAUUGAACACUUGUUAUCAAUGGAUACACCAACAAAGAUGGCAGAAACAAGGAGACUUCAGGACGAGAUAGAUGGAAAGAAGCCACGACUGGAUUACCUAGACCAGUCUGCACUCUAUCUCAUACAGAAAGGUGACAGUGUAGAUGCAGCCCUCGUCCAGAAAGAACUGGACGACUUCAAGAUUUAUUCUCGAAAGGUGUUUGACCGUAUCAACAAGUAUCAGGAAAAGUUACGUCGUAUUGCCGAUGCUCAGGAGGAAGAAAAGAUGAAAGCUGACCAACAGAUCCGUGAAGGUGUAGAUGAAAUUGAUUUGUUGGAACGUCAGUUAAAGGCUCCAGACAGCCUGGACUGGGACAUGCAGGAACUGGAAGCAUACCUUGAGGCCUCACCCCCAGAGAGUCCACCAGAAAAGCGACGAGCCGCAGGGCAGGGAAUUCUACAGCAGCGCCCUCUGUCACCAGUCAGAGCAUCAAGGUCACAGAGGUCAAGGUCACCUACAAGAUCAUCUUCACCACUCAGAACAUCAUCACCAUCCUCCAGAGGACGCUCACCGUUCCGAGAAAAGUCUCCCAGCCGCUACGCUAAUAGGUCUCCUAUCAGAUCGCCUCGUGUAGGCUCACCUAGCCGGUCAGAGACAAGCUUCACAGGUCAGCUGUCAAUCUCUUCAAGUAUUAGCCUCUCCAGAGAUGAGAGAAAGAAGCGUAUGAGAGAGGAGCUCAGCCUGAGAAGUAGAGAAUCCAAAGUUGAAUCCUUACUUGAGAAUCUGGUGGAUGCUUUAGAGGAUGCCAAACACAAGUUGCGGGUGGCAGAACGGGAAAUGAGAUGUUCCACCCCUACGGGCCCUGGAAUCGAUCACAGUGCAGCAGACUAUGGUCAAACCAUGUCUGAAUGUGAGCAGAGCGUGGACACUGUCCGACGGCUUGACCGACUAGCAAAGUCAGAAACUGGUCUUUCUGUAAUACCCACUGCCGAUGAGGAAGUUAGAAACGUGCUGCAGCGCUGGGAGAGGCUACAAGCUCAGGCUAUAGAGAAGGAUUACCGUCUGUCACAGCACCGUCAGGACUGGGGUCAAUUCCGAACAGACCUUGACAACAUGCUCACCUGGCUGGACAAUGCAGAAGCCAUGCAGUCUGGACAUUCUCGUCUCCCUGAUGAUAUUGUCCAGCUUGACUCCAUCAUCAGACAACACAAGGACUUUUUAGUUCAGCUAGAAUCAAAGAAAACUAGAGUGCUUUCAAUCAAUCUCAUCAGUAAAAACUUCAUAGACAUUCGUACUGACGAAGGUCGUUUGCUGAAGGACAAAUUACGUCAGAUGAACCGACGUUGGGAGGCCAUGUGUGCUCAUGCAACAACGCUACAGCAGGAACUACAGGUGGCACUGAUGCAGUGUCAGGAAUUCCACCACACCAUACAUGACCUGUUGCUGUGGCUGGAAAAAAUUGAGACCAAACUACAACAAAAUGAGCCCAUCAACCUUGGUGCUGAUCGCAGCGCUCUCUGGUCAAAACUGAAGAAACUCCAGGAGAUCAAGUCCGAGUUGCAAGGCAACCAGCCUCGUGUGACUUCACUGAAAGACACAGCGGACCAGCUGUUGAUGAACACUGACUCGACAGAGAUGGUAAAUGCCAAGGACAAAAUGCACAUCAUUGCCAACCGUUUACGUGCUCUACUACGUCUGUGUUCUUCAUACAUCCUAAGUCUGGAGGACCGACUCGAGAUCCGACCCCAUUCCAAAUCGGCAUCGGUAAAUUUAAGUACCAGCUCUGUUGGGUCACAUUCUAUUAGGACCAGUACGCCAAGAUUCUCUCCAAGCUACCGACCUGCAUCAUUCCUCAGAAACAGGACACGCUCACCGUUAGCCCUUUCCCGACAGCUGUUUCACGGACUGGCGCGGCCAUUGCUGGGAGCAGGGGCAGCUGCCCCACAUUCGGACAACUUAACAGGACAACAUGAUGAGGAUCGUGUUCCUGCAGGACUGUUACGCAGGGUGUUAUGGACGGCACUGCCAUUACAUCUGCUCUUCUUCUUGUUGCUAGGCGUAGCUAUUCUGGUUCCCGUGACAGAAGAUGAUUAUAGCUGUGAUCUAGUGAAUAAUUUCAGGCGAUCACUUGGACCGAUGCUACGGUAUAUGGAUGGUCCUCCACCCACGUGAUAAGACUUUGUUACCGUUGUUAAAUUAUUACUAUUUAAAUGCAGUAUUCAGAGACUGUUUUGUUGUUGUUGGAAUGGUGUCCGAGACUCCAUUGUGAAGCUGGUCACUUGUGACCUCUAUUAAUGUGAUUGGACGGUCAUUACUUACUGUCCCGAGUACUAAUUACUUGCCAUACGUUUACCAAACUAAUCUCAUGUCUCAUCAACUACAUACAUUAAAGUAUUUCAAAUAUGUGUAACAUGCAGCCGCAUAUAUAAAUAGCUUCUAUGCAGCUAGAUGGAUAGAAUUGUACCAAGUUUAAAGUAUUAUGGUCAGUGUUAGAUAUAUAGGAGUGACAUGUCCCAUUAAUAGCUAUUUAUUAUUGUCAGUGUUAGAUAUGUAGGAGUGACGUGUCCCAUUAAUAGCUAUUUAUUAUUGUCAGUGUUAGAUAUGUAGGAGUGACGUGUCCAGUUUACUAGCUAUUUAUUAUUGCAUUAUUAUCGUCCAUUUUUAUUUACAAAUUUUAUGCAGUCUGCAGAAAAAUAUAGAAAAAAGUGAGAAGUUUCACCAAAGUGUAGUUUUGUGAUGUCCUCAAUUACCAGUAUAGUCAGGUGUUCUCACUAGGUAGAUUAGUCUUGUUCUCAUGAGAGAGGGUAUAAUUCCGUCCUCAUGACAGAGGUCAGUUCCAUUCUCAGGAGAGAGAGUGGUUCCAUUCUCUUUAGAGAGUGUUGUUCCAUUUUCAGGAGAGAGAGAGUGGUUCCUUUCUCUUGAGAGAGUGUUGUUCCUUUCUCAGGAGAGAGAGAGUGUUGUUCCUUUCUCAGGAGAGAGAGUGUUGUCCUGUUCUUACGAGAGAAUUGUUUAAUACUCUUACCAUUAACUGUUGGCAGUGACGAGUAAAACUCCCUAUUUAUGAUUAUUCUUGAUAACUGUCUUUGAUUAGGAUGGCAUAUAUCACAAUAUUUGUCUCUUUAAUGUCCCCUGUCUCCGCCCAGUGAUGUUUUACGGACUGCUGAAGCAUGAAGCUGCGAGCACGACGGGAUUCCCCGGUCUCUAGUGCUACUAUUCCUUGUUCAUUAUGUGAGGUGAAUCUGAUAAGCAUAUGUACUCAGUCUGUAAGAUGUGUACGUAAUCCUGCCUAUUGCUUUGUUAAAGGCAGCAAUACCGACUGUGAUAAACCUUUGACAUUAUUUCAUGUAGUCAGUGUGUUGUAAUUAUUUAAACAUGUGCUUUUUGCUUAAUUUUAUUUUUAGAAUCAUGUGAAAGGAAAGAUCUGCCAGGAUUUUUUAAACAAGUUUGGAAAUUUUAACUCUGUUUUGUGUACCUAUGUAAAUUAUAUUCAUUUUAAAUAAGACAUUUUAUUUGUAACGAUUUUUACCAGUUUUUUUUUUACUUACGAUGAUUUCCUUUAAAUAACCUAUAUGUAUGUGUUGUAUUACCUAUAUUCCUACUGUAUAUAAUGUUAGUCAGCUGGAACUAUUGAUAUCUACAAUAUUAUUUUAAUCCUAAAUGUAUUUAGAAUCAUGCUGUGGCGUAGCUGUUCAUAAUCUUUCAGAAAUAUUUUGUUAAGAAAAUGUAAUAUUAAAUGUGAUAUAACAAUGAA